AUGAGCAAAGACUCUUCCCCAACGCAUAUCCAUAUGCACCACCCGCGUCUUGCAGACUACUUCGAAGACUUCACACGCCCACACACAAGCCACACCGCAACACUCACAUCCUCUUCAUCCUCCUCACACAUCUAUCAGAACCACACAGUGACAUACGGCUCGUCGUCACCCGCGCUCGUCCCCUCCUUCCUCCCUAUCGAAGACAUUUACGUGCCUCCGCAGUAUCAGCCGCCGAACCCGGAGGACGAAGACGACGUUGUUCCGGACCAGCAUGCGGCGUUUGGAAUUACAAGGGCCAUGGAAAGGAGGCGUGAGACUGUUUGGAGGGAUCUGGGGCUUGAGGGGCUCGUUGCGUCGGGCGGUGCGAGUGGUGCCAAAGGGAAGGGUGGGAAGGUGAGGGUCAAGGACGCAGGGAGGUUGAUGGGCGGGAAGAGAGUUGUUUGUUUGCGGUGA
Molecule: messenger RNA, 453 nt
Organism: Aspergillus calidoustus
Lineage: Eukaryota; Fungi; Ascomycota; Eurotiomycetes; Eurotiales; Aspergillaceae
Source: the annotation of a GenBank genome assembly